AUGAGGGAGCAAGUAGCUAUAUUUUUACAUAUAAUUGGUCAUAAUGUAAAGUUUCGAGUGAUUGGAUCUAGAUAUUAUAGAUCAAUUGAGACAAUUCACCGUUACUUUAGGGUUGUAUUGAAAGCUAUUUUGAAAUUGUAUAAACUAGCUAUUAGAUUACCUGAUGAGCCAACUCCUAGUGAGAUCAGAAACAAUACAAGGUUUUAUCCUUAUUUUAAAGAUUGUAUUGGAGCAUUAGAUGGAACUCAUUUUCGUGCAUCCGUUCCACUUAGCAUUAAAGGAAGAUUUCGUAGCCGUAAAUAUGGGACGACACAAAAUGUAUUGGCUGCCAUUACAUUUAAUUUGAAAUUUUUCGAUGUUCUAGCUGGUUGGGAAGGUAGUGCACAUGAUUCAUGUAUAUUAAGUGAUGCACUUUCACGCCCAAGAGGAUUAAGAAUUCUGGAAGGUAAAUAUUAUCUUGCUGAUGCUGGAUAUGAUAUUCGAAAUGGAUGUAUUACCCUAUAUCGUGGUGUCUGA
Messenger RNA from Gossypium arboreum, 516 nucleotides. Its product is annotated as protein ALP1-like. The coding region runs from base 1 to 516 and encodes 171 amino acids. Lineage: Eukaryota; Viridiplantae; Streptophyta; Magnoliopsida; Malvales; Malvaceae. The record is from RefSeq and is a predicted model, not a curated record. The transcript is spliced from 2 exons.